CUUAUAAUAACGGGGCUUUUAUCUAUAUUCCUUAUCUCUAAGAAGAGAGAGGUCAAUAUGGCGUCAAAUGAUCCUUGCACUCUCUCUAAUCAUAACCAAGUGACUGUGAGCCACUGGCAUCUCUCAAUCUCUCCUCCUAACUUUGAGGCAAAAAUACUAACAGGAAAAAUAAGAAUAAAUGCAAGAGUGAUAUCUGACAAUGCUACUCAGCUGAUUCUAGAUACUCGUGAUUUGACUAUCGUUAAUGUCAUCGAUGGUUUGACUGGUCUAACUUUAUCGUUCAAAUUAGGAUCAGUUUACGAAAAGUGUCCAGCAUUUGGUUCACCAUUAAUUAUUGAUUUACCAUCUGAUCAGACAUCACAUGGGUCAACUCCUAUGAUCAUUAUUGAUUAUACCACGUCACCAGAGAGCUCUGCUGUUCAGUGGUUGGAACCAGCUCAGACAGCUGGUAAACAGUAUCCAUAUCUAUUUACGCAAUGUCAGGCGAUACAUUGUCGUAGCUUGUUGCCUGUUCAAGACACACCUUCUGUUAAGAGUACUUAUUCUGCUGACGUAACUGUCCCAAAGGGUUUGACAGCUCUUAUGAGUGCAGUGAGGGAAGGGGAAGGAACGGCUGUUGGAGAAUUUAUUACUUUUAAAUUUGAACAAAAAGUGCCCAUUCCAUCAUAUUUAACUGCACUUGUUAUCGGAGCAUUGGAAUCAAGGAGGAUCGGUCCAAGAUCUCAUGUUUGGAGCGAAAAAGAAAUUGUUGAUAAAGCAGCAUUUGAAUUCUCUCAAACAGAGGAUAUGUUAAAAGCAGCUGAAUCCAUAGCUGGCCCUUAUCUCUGGGGAGUUUAUGAUUUGUUGGUGUUGCCUCCUUCAUUCCCUUAUGGAGGAAUGGAGAAUCCUUGCUUAACGUUUGUAACACCCACACUAUUAGCUGGAGAUAAGUCUCUUGCUAAUGUUGUUGCUCAUGAGAUAUCACAUAGCUGGACUGGUAAUCUUGUGACUAACAAGAACUGGGAACACUUUUGGCUUAACGAAGGAUUUACUCGCUAUUUAGAGAGCCUUAUUGUAGCAGCUGUUUGGGGAGAGAAGGAGAGACACCUUCAACAAAUGCUUGGUUGGAAAAGUCUUCAAGAUUCAGUUGAUAAGUUUGGUCCUACUAAUCCAUUGACAUCUCUAGUGCCAACACUGAGUGACAUUGAUCCUGAUGAUGCUUUCUCUUCAGUUCCUUAUGAAAAAGGAUUUGCAUUGUUGUAUCUUUUAGAAACUAUUGUAGGACUUGAUAAGAUGAAAGGAUAUCUUCGAUCACAUGUUGAAAAUUUCAAAUAUAAAACCAUCGACAGCAACGAAUGGAAGGAAUUCUUUUUGCAACAUUUCGAAAAAGAAAAUGAUGAUGGAUUGUUUGCUAGUAUUGAUUGGGAUAAAUGGUUUUAUAGCCCUGGUAUGCCACCAUACCAACCACAGUAUGAUGUGAGUGCGUCUAGUGCAUGUAGUUCAUUGGCUGAAAGGUGGAGUCAAUGUAAUGAUGACACAGAAUUUACUGCUAAUGAGUUUGAGGCAUUGUCAUCAACUCAAGGUCAAGAAUUCCUUAAUCAAUUACUAAACAAACCUCCAUUGUCAGUUAAUGUGCUCAAGAAAUUGGAGACAGUUUAUAAAAUGAAAGAAAGAGCAAAUUCUGAAAUAAGAUUUAGAUGGCUUAGAUUAGCAUUGAAAGGGAAGUAUGUAGAUGUGUAUCCACAUGUUGUUCAGUUCUUGCUAGAGCAGGGAAGAAUGAAGUUCGUGAGACCACUAUACAGAGAACUGUAUAACUGUGACGGUGAUGGAAAGAAGUUGGCCAUGGAUACUUUUAUUGCUAAUAAAGGAAUAUAUCAUGGAAUAGCUUCAACCAUGAUUGCUAAGGACCUUGGCGUUAAUUAAUAUACAUGUAAUAUUAUCUUUUAUUUUGAUCAAAGACAUUAAUUAUUUGUUGAUGUGUAGUGUGGCAAA
This is a messenger RNA of Amphimedon queenslandica, 1971 nucleotides long. RefSeq names its product leukotriene A-4 hydrolase-like. Gene Ontology annotation, cellular component: cytosol. The record is from RefSeq and is a predicted model, not a curated record. Bases 58 to 1902 code for a protein of 614 amino acids. Lineage: Eukaryota; Metazoa; Porifera; Demospongiae; Haplosclerida; Niphatidae. The transcript has 19 exons. Gene Ontology annotation, biological process: peptide catabolic process; proteolysis. Gene Ontology annotation, molecular function: aminopeptidase activity; zinc ion binding; epoxide hydrolase activity.